GCCAAGUUUGCGGCGCAGCCAGAGGCUGCGCGGAGGUCCCUCUCGUCAAGCUCGAGUUCCUCACCGAGGAGACUGUGUACAGAGUGUCAUGAAAAGUGCUGUCGCACUAGGAGCCCGCUGGAAUGCCCUCACCCGCUCCUGCCAUGAAGAAAUCAACUGAAGCUUUGCAACCAAAUCCAGCGCCUUAGAGCAACCGGCUACCCUGAAUCCCUUCUCUCAUCCUUGACAGAAGUUCUUGGCCAGGAAAUCAUAUCUCCCAGGGACAAGGGUCGGCCUCAACUUGAAAGAUUCAAGCUAGCGGCCAUUGCGUACGUGCACGCCGUGUCCCAGCGAGUCAAAAAGCAGCAGGUCGUGCAGGUGUCCGCGUUGUGUUUACAGCCCCUAACAAAAGCGGUUCCUUCUGCAAGAACGUGAACGAAAUCCACCUUGACAACACGUCUUGCCGCAACAACCACUCUUUCCACUUUGUGCAGUGCAACAAAUUCUUUACGAGGUUACGGAGCUGCAGCAUCGGUCAGCAAUACGGCUCUGUCUUGGCGUUCCCCGAACCUCAGAAGUGGCAGCCACUUUGGCUGAGGCAGGGGCCUUGCCCCUGUCAUUACUCUUCCUACAACAGGGGUUACGACACAUUGAUCGCCUACACCGUGCCGCAGAUGGUCAAGCAAUCCUGACCCGCCUACGCUCCCGGCCAGCAUGACACAUGGGACGGCCGUGUGGCCUCUAUAAGGAGGUCAUAGGGGACACGCCUGCAAACGCUGUACAGCCUCGCCCACCACAUCGACCACCAAUCCCUAUCUCGACGGAGCUGCCAGGUGUCUCGAAGAACCGUUCCCCAACAUGUGCCCUACAGCAGACGGCAGCCUCUCUCCUCCAAGAGAGACUUGGGGACCACCUUCACAUCUUCUUUGACGGAUCCGUGAUACCGGAGACUGGCUCAUCCACAGCAGCCUGCGUUGCACCGGCCCUACGAAAGAACAAGCUGUGCUGUCUCCUCGGGCACGCAAGUUCUACCGCAGCAGAGUUAGCAGGACUCCACCUUGCUGUGGACCUACUUGCAGAGGAGCUACCAGCGACCCCGGCAGCCAUCUUCUGCGACUCCAAGGCGGCGAUGUUCUGCCUGCAGAACCCUGACAGGGCUAGCUUUGGGGUAGCGCUACUCUCUUCAAGACUGACGGCCCUUCAGGACGCAGGAUGCUCAGUAUCUCUGCGUUGGCUACCGGCACACGUGGGGAUCCCGGGCAAUGAAGAGGCGUAUACUCUGGCAAAAAGUGCCCACCACUCAAGCGUCCCCCUCAGCCCUGCUGUAACGGCCGCAGACUUCUCGAGGCACAGGCUGCGCUGGCACAUCAUCGCCUGCCACCCGGACAAACGGGUAUCCCUGGGCCGGCCUGCACGGCCUCUUCCACAGCACGGCCUCCUACGAAGGGAUGCCUCGUUGCUGCUCCGACUGCGAGUUGGCUGCUACUGGACGGCAGCCCGCCGGCACCGCCUUGGGAAAGCCACCUCGCCAGCCUGUGCCUCCUGUGGUGAACCAGAAACUCUCGAGCACCUACUGCUGGCCUGCCCGGCUCACCUGCAGCAUCGCGGUCGACUUCUGCAAGAGUUCCACCGCCUGGGGCUCCCAUGUUCACGACAGGAAGAUAUCCUCUUCCCCUGUCGUAAUCAGCUACCAGCCUUCCUGAGUGUCGUCGAGUACCUCGACUCGUCGGGGCUCUCGGCGAGACUAUAGGACAUUUCUACAAACACGGAUGGCCUAACGGCCAUCCCACCGCCUCGGCCUUCCUGAUCGGCCACUACUUCGCUUCCAUCUCUACGACCUUCUACCUGUCUCCCUCCUACCUUCUCUCUCUCUUUUAACCCCACCCCCUGCACCCUGCUGGCGCUGAGCCGUGCUCCUGCAUGGGUUGCAGAAAAUAGCGCUAGCCUUUUCUCCUUCCCCACAAGAACCACUUCUCUCUACGAGGUUACGUGUGGCAGAACGUAUAACGAGAAAAAAGGGUUAACCAAGGGCCCCGAUUUUUAUUAAUCAUAAGAAGCCAACAGACACUGACACCAAGGACAACAUAAGACAAAUUGCUUGUGCUUAAUAAAUGAAAUAACGAAUUGAUAAAUUAAUGGAAAUGAAAGUCGAUGAAAAAACAACUUGCCGCAGGUUGGGAGCGAUCGCACGUCUUCGCAUUACGCCUGCGAUGCUCUACCGAUUGACCUAACGUGGCGCCGUUUCCCCAUCCACUUUCUUGGGUAUUUAUGUUCCCUAGUAAAACCCAAGGACUGUUAGCCAGCGCCACCAUUCACAAGCCUUGGCGACGGAUGUGGAACAUCACUUCUACCGUAGACUUCACGAGAACGUGAUCUUUUUGAGUGAAACCAUCUGGUCAAUAAACCCAC
Dermacentor andersoni is the source of this 2388-nucleotide messenger RNA. RefSeq lists its product as uncharacterized. Gene Ontology annotation, molecular function: nucleic acid binding; RNA-DNA hybrid ribonuclease activity. The record is from RefSeq and is a predicted model, not a curated record. Lineage: Eukaryota; Metazoa; Arthropoda; Arachnida; Ixodida; Ixodidae.